Messenger RNA from Tachyglossus aculeatus (Australian echidna), 3216 nucleotides. Its product is annotated as ubiquitin carboxyl-terminal hydrolase 12-like. Gene Ontology annotation, cellular component: cytosol; nucleus. NCBI's taxonomy places the organism in Eukaryota, Metazoa, Chordata, Mammalia, Monotremata, Tachyglossidae. Gene Ontology annotation, biological process: protein deubiquitination. The coding region runs from base 26 to 1135 and encodes 369 amino acids. The record is from RefSeq and is a predicted model, not a curated record. Gene Ontology annotation, molecular function: cysteine-type endopeptidase activity; cysteine-type deubiquitinase activity. The transcript has 9 exons.
GGGGCUGGGCCGGGCGGCCGGCCCCAUGGACCUGCUGGUGACCGUCCGAAAACUCGCCUCCGUCUGUACCAUGGGCGCCAAUGCCUCUGCUUUGGAAAAAGAGAUUGGUCCUGAACAGUUUCCUGUGAAUGAACAUUACUUUGGCUUGGUUAAUUUUGGGAAUACCUGCUACUGCAAUUCAGUCCUACAGGCACUUUAUUUUUGUCGUCCGUUUCGGGAAAAAGUUUUGGCGUACAAGGUCCAGCCUCGGAAGAAGGAGAGCCUUCUCACGUGCCUCUCUGACCUCUUCAACAGCAUUGCCACUCAGAAGAAGAAAGUGGGUGUCAUACCACCCAAAAAGUUUAUCUCCCGACUGAGGAAAGAAAAUGAGUUGUUUGACAAUUACAUGCAGCAAGAUGCACACGAGUUCCUCAACUACCUAUUGAACACUAUUGCCGACCUCUUGCAAGAAGAGAAGAAGCAAGAGAAGCAGAACGGCAGACUCCAGAACGGAAGCACCGAGUGUGAGGAAAGUGACAAGACAGAAUCGACGUGGGUCCAUGAUAUCUUCCAAGGAACACUAACCAAUGAGACCAGAUGUCUCAAUUGUGAAUCUGUGAGUAGCAAAGACGAGGACUUUCUGGAUCUUUCUGUCGAUGUGGAACAAAAUACUUCCAUCACACACUGCUUGAGGGGGUUCAGUAACACUGAAACUCUAUGCAGCGAAUACAAAUACUACUGUGAGCAGUGUCGCAGUAAACAGGAAGCACAGAAGAGAAUGAGAGUGAAGAAAUUGCCCAUGAUUCUAGCUCUGCACUUAAAAAGGUUCAAGUACAUGGACCAAUUGCACCGAUAUACCAAACUCUCCUACCGCGUGGUAUUUCCUUUGGAACUGCGGCUCUUCAACACGUCUGGAGAUGCCACCAACCCCGACCGAAUGUACGACCUCGUGGCGGUGGUGGUUCACUGCGGCAGCGGGCCAAACCGAGGCCAUUAUAUCACCAUUGUGAAGAGCCAUGGGUUCUGGUUGCUGUUUGAUGACGACAUCGUAGAGAAAAUCGAUGCCCAAGCGAUCGAAGAGUUUUACGGACUAACAUCAGACAUUUCCAAAAACUCAGAAUCCGGGUAUAUCCUCUUUUACCAGUCAAGGGACUGAAAUGGAACCAAUUAACUCUAAUUUAAAAAGGAAAGCAAAGCCCUCCUCCACUCUCUCUGCCCCUCCCUCCCUCCACCCUCCUCCCGGCCCCCAAGACACCAACGACGAAAGAAGAAGAAAGAGGGAUCACGGUGGCGUCCCAUCAGGAUGUUGAGAGCCAUCAGCCAAGGACAGUCUUCCACGGGCGACCCAGCGGAAGGAGGAAGAAGUUUCCUCUCUCCAGCCAAGCUCAGAUUGAUGCCUGCCAUAGCGAGAUGAUUGUGUCUGCUCCUCUCUUCUUCCUGGUCUGUUUGUUCACCAACUGCUCCCCUCCAGAAUCCUCCUCCCUUUCUACCUGAUACCCAACUUCUUAUUCCAAAAGGAAAGGUUUCCCUGAGCGGCCCUGAACAAUCUCCUUCGCCAUCUAAGAUCUGCCCAAGACGUUCUGUGGAUUUUUCCCUGGCUUUUCUGUAUUUUAACAGAAUGAUUUCAAUAUCCUUUGUCAGCCGAAGACAUAUUUUAAGAUGUGAGUAGCAGCCAGUUGCUGGAUAUUUUUGGUGACUAAGGCAUGCGGAGCAGUAUAAUUCUAAGACACGUUGGAAAUGUCAAGCCUGUAAUUUUUUUUUGUAAGAACAAAAUCACUCCGCGCAGAAUUAUAAAUUCUCCAGAAUCUCCUCAGACUUGAAUAACACAAAAGCGCCACUCUUUUGGUAUUCAUUGUUAUUGUCACAUCCCUUUCCCUCCUGGAAGUUGUAACUUUUUUUUUUAUAUGCCACUUAGUCUAUUGUACUGAUAUUUUUAUUUUUAGCAAAAGCGUUUGAGUCAGAGCUACCGGCCUGCAGAUCCAGUUGGGCACAGCAGUGGAUGUGUUUCUAAAAAAUACCCGUCUGGCGAUCAGCUAGUGGGGUAGAGAGUCUACUGCUGAGUCACAGGGAAACGCAAAAUGCCCCUCGGGAAGUUUGACCUGAUCCAGACCCAGACCACCCCGUUUGCCAAGGUAAAUGAAAUAAGGGUCUUUUUCUCAAAUAGGUCCAGAUAUUUUUCGUCCACCUCUUGGGAGGAACAAGCAUCUUUGGAGGAGGAGGAGAAAUAGAAGUGCAGAAUGCCAAACCUUCUAACCUUCCCCCUUUGACAUUCUAGUUUGACGUCCUACACUGUCCCACAAACAGUCAGGGAGUCUCCCUUGCUGCCAAGGGCCCGGUUCACCAGUGGUGAGGGGAAGGAAGUAGUUUGGUCUGUUCAGGACUGGAUGGAGUCGGCGUGAAAACGAACCAAGAAUGGGAAGGGAAUUCACCGAAAAUCUCCAUGAAACCAUCCAAAUUCAUCUCUCGGUGGGCCGGCGGUUAGAACCAAUGGCUCAGAGCUGGGUUUUGAAGAGAGUCAUUUUUUUUUUCCUUGGCUUGCCUCACCUCAUUAGCUAAUGGGCUGCUCUUGUUCUUGUGACAGGCUACCCUGUUAGUGCCGAUCCACAAAAGCAUGUUAACUUUUGCAAUUCUCUGGUUUGCACAGGAUCCCUAGCAUCCCAGUGCCCUUAUGAAGACAGUGAGUCGUCUCCUCCUUCCCCUUGCAGUACUUUAGGGUGGCUGAACCCCCAGACCCGCUCUUCCAUUCCACAAGCUGUCGAUCCUCUCCUAGUUUCUCAAGCAGAAAUAGACCCACGGUCCCAUCCUCAGACUGACACUGACCCCCUUUCCCAUCUGAAGGAUAAAAGAAAAAAAAUUUCACAGCGCAGACCAUUGUUUCCUGCGACUUGAUUAUUUACAACACGUUUGUUUCCAGAGUCUGAGUUAAGGUCAUUCUCUCCCCACCCGCCCCAAAUCAGCCAUCCCCGGAGAACAAGACCCUCGGUAGCAACUCCCCUGCCUUGGCUCCCACGCCCGUGCGGGGCCCACGAAAUGGCACCGAUCACCUCCGUGUGUCCCUCCUUUCUGCCCGCAGCAAAGAGACCACUGAGUCUAAAGCUCACGUUCUAGGGACAUCCCGUCGGACGCCCUCGAUGUGGAUUUUGAAAACCGGGCCAGGAACGUUUUUGCAAACAAGAUACCCGGUUGGAGAGAGAAAUUGUUGAAAGAUGUAUACUAUAAAUAAAGUUUGUUAAAAGU